Messenger RNA from Apaloderma vittatum (bar-tailed trogon), 1644 nucleotides. It is a transcript of the gene SLC38A4, whose product is annotated as solute carrier family 38, member 4. The record is from RefSeq and is a predicted model, not a curated record. The transcript has 15 exons. Gene Ontology annotation, molecular function: amino acid transmembrane transporter activity. Bases 1 to 1644 code for a protein of 547 amino acids. Gene Ontology annotation, biological process: amino acid transmembrane transport. Lineage: Eukaryota; Metazoa; Chordata; Aves; Trogoniformes; Trogonidae.
AUGGAUCGCAUGGAGCUGCAGAAAGUCAACAUCGAACUCGAUGAUCAGAGCAACAGUGGGGAAAGCCUCGAAGACAACUACACGGAGCUGGUUGAUUCAGAGAAGGCUGCAAUUAGGAGUCCUUUUGCCAGUGAUGAUGCAGAAAGUCAGAAGUUCCUUACAAAUGGAUAUCUGGGUAAAAAGAAAUUGGAAGAAUAUAAAGAGGAAUACCACAGGGGCAGAACUUCCUUUGGAAUGUCUUCAUUCAACCUCAGCAAUGCCAUUAUGGGCAGUGGCAUCUUAGGGCUCUCCUAUGCAAUGGCCAACACGGGAAUUAUCCUUUUCAUAGUUUUGCUGCUAAGCGUAGCAAUACUGUCGCUCUACUCGGUCCACCUCUUACUGAAGAUAUCAAAAGAAGGAGGAUCACUAAUAUACGAAAAACUGGGAGAAAAGGCAUUUGGCUGGCCUGGGAAGUGUAGUGUUUUCAUUUCAGUUACGAUGCAGAACAUUGGGGCAAUGUCAAGCUAUCUCUUUAUUAUUAAAUAUGAACUUCCUGAAGUGAUUAGAGCAUUUAUGAAACUUGAGGAGACUUCCGGAGAAUGGUACCUAAAUGGGAACUACCUCGUCAUACUUGUAACGGUUGUAGUUAUUCUUCCCCUCUCCCUUCUAAAGAGCUUAGGUUAUCUUGGUUAUACGAGUGGUUUUUCGCUGACCUGUAUGGUUUUCUUUGUCAGUGCGGUAAUCUUCAAGAAAUUCCAAAUACCCUGUCCUCUCCCCACCCUGGGCCACGGGGUUGAAAACUGGACCACCACCAACAACACAGUGCCAAUGCAACUGAUCAUGUUACCAAAUGGAUCUCUCAGUUCUGGUGUGAAUUUCAUGAUGGACAACACAGCUGGGCACUUGCCAGGCCUCGAGGAGCCAAAAGACACCUUCCCCAAAAGUGGAGUAGAAUACGAAGCACACAGCGACAGUGACAUGUGUCAGCCAAAAUACUUUGUAUUCAACUCACGGACUGCCUAUGCAAUACCCAUCCUGGCAUUUGCAUUCGUAUGCCACCCUGAGGUGCUACCAAUAUACAGUGAACUCAAAGAUCGCUCCCGAAAGAGGAUGCAGAAUGUCUCCAAUAUUUCCAUCACUGGCAUGCUCAUCAUGUAUCUUCUGGCUGGCCUCUUUGGAUACCUUACCUUCUAUGGAGAAGUUGAAGAUGAGCUGCUUCAUACAUACACCAAAGUGUACACCUUUGACACCCUCUUGCUGUCUGUUCGCUUGGCAGUGCUGGUGGCUGUAACCUUGACCGUGCCCCUUGUGCUUUUCCCCAUCCGUUCAUCUGUCAGUGCAUUGCUGUUUCCCAAAAGACCAUUCAGCUGGAUAAGACAUUUCCUGAUUGCAGCAGUAAUUCUUGCUUUUAAUAACCUGCUUGUAAUUUUUGUCCCGACUAUUAAAGACAUCUUUGGAUUUAUUGGCGCCUCUUCUGCUACGAUGCUGAUUUUCAUCCUUCCUUCUGCCUUCUACCUGAGGAUUGUUGAGAAGGAACCCCUGAGAUCUCCCCAGAAGAUAGGGGCUCUACUUUUUCUCAUCCUUGGCAUAAUCUUCAUGAUUGUGAGUAUGACUCUUAUCGUAAUGGACUGGAUUUAUAAUUCCCCAAGUUCCGGACAACACUAA